CGCUAUUUUUCCGUUGACGUGUUGAAGUUUUUUUCUUUAGUUAAGUUAUUUUAAUCAUUCUUUAUUCGUGGGAAUUUAGUGUAUUGAGUGCAUUCGUUAAUAUUAAAAUUUGUUAUAAGUGUCACGAGUUUUCUGACCAGUGGGUUCAAUAUGGCAAGACUUACUGCUCCGAAAGAACUCCUGGAAAAGCUGCUCUGCACUAAAUGUGAGGAGCUACUAUCGGUUUUCCCAGUAUACAUCAAAACCAACGGCAAAGACCCUAUUUGCGGACGAUGCAAAAUUUCCGAGGGCGAGUACAUACGCGAUGAGGCCUAUGAACGUUUGGCCCAAUUUCUAAUUUUUCCAUGUGCUCUAGAAUCGCGAGGUUGCCAAACCGCUUUAACGCCUUUAAAAAUGAAAGUUCACGAAAUCUGUUGUACUUACGAGACUUAUCAAUGUCCAUUCGCAAAUUUCACGUCUUGCAAAUGGUCGGGUUCCAACCCAGAUAUACCGGAUCAUUUGAACUCCAACCAUGAGGACGCUAUACUAGCUGAUGGUAAAUUUAGUAUCGAAUUUCAAGACAGCUUUCAAGGCAUUUAUCUGAUGUACGAUAAAGAGGAGAUGUUCAUUAUAAAAACUGACGUAGAUGCCAAAACUAAGACCUUUGUAGGUUCGGUAGAGCAUUUAUUAGUGAACGAAAUAUCUUUAAGGCAUUCAUACAUGUUACAAGUGGCAUCGAAGGAUUCGACACUUGUUUAUGAGUUUCCUCGACGAUCUACUGAUCAAGAUUCGCAAAAUGACACGAGAUUUACGUACGAUUUUAUAAAAAAGAAACUUGAGGCCUCUACGUCGUCUUUUGUGGUAACAGCUGUAAUCACUAGUGUCAAUGACAAUGACGAAAAUAUCAAACAGUGCGUUAAAAUCGAAAAAAUCAAGUUGGAUAUUAAUGAAGAUAUGCUACGUGAACUGGAGUGUCCUGUAUGCUACGAAUACAUGCUGCCUCCCAUUUAUCAGUGCAUCAAUGGGCAUAGCAUUUGUGAGUCUUGCAAAGACCGCCCCAUCAAGGUUUGCCCGAAAUGCACCGGACAAAUUCGGGACACCCGAAACUUCGCUUUGGAAAAAUUAACCGCCAAAAUUAACUACUCGUGCAAAUACCGAGAUCACGGUUGUACUGUCGUUCGAAAAUCCGAAAAUAUUAGGGAACACGAACGAUGCUGCGAGUACGGAUCCUACAAUUGUCCCUUAGCAGAAUGGGUGGACUGCGACAAGGUCGCAACUAGAACGGAAAUUAUGAAGCAUGUACGAGCCACUCAUGAUUCGUACAUCUUAAAAAGCGACAAAAUUGUUGUGCCCUUUGGUGGUGGUGGGGGUGGAGAUCAACCCCUCGAAGGUUCCCAUAUCAUUGCUUAUGCGAAUCGGCUAUUUGUGGUUUGCUACCAAUAUAAAACGGAAAAAUUCUAUUGGACCUUACAAUUGGUCGGGCCCAUCGAGGAGUGUCAACUGUACAGUUUGAAAGUCGAGGUUAUCGAUAAUUCGAAACAAAAACUGCAUCAUUCGGCCAAAGGUGUUUGCGUGCCUGUAACUAAGAAGGCGGACUAUUUUGCUAAAAGAGAAAAUUACAUUUUAUUUUAUUAUGAUCAGAUUUCUCAUUUGAUAUCGGAUGAGCGGCUGACCUUUAAGGUCAAGGUUCUUAAGUCCUUCUAAAUUUUUUUUUAUUCAGUGUGUUUAUUAGUUAAAUAUUUUAAGUUUGUUGUAUUCAGAUUGUGUUUUGUGUUCAGUUAUAGACCAUAAUGUAAUAAUUUCAUCCUGAUAUUUUAUAUUCCUUAUUAAACAAAUCUGUCUAUUUUUUUAUCUUUUAAUGAAUAUUUGUUUUUUUUUGUGUUUAUAACUAAUUAAAUAUGUUUUGAAUUAA
Messenger RNA from Anthonomus grandis grandis, 1891 nucleotides. RefSeq lists its product as uncharacterized. The record is from RefSeq and is a predicted model, not a curated record. Gene Ontology annotation, cellular component: cytoplasm. NCBI's taxonomy places the organism in Eukaryota, Metazoa, Arthropoda, Insecta, Coleoptera, Curculionidae. The transcript has 4 exons. Gene Ontology annotation, biological process: multicellular organism development; proteasome-mediated ubiquitin-dependent protein catabolic process. Gene Ontology annotation, molecular function: ubiquitin protein ligase activity; ubiquitin conjugating enzyme binding; zinc ion binding. The coding region runs from base 151 to 1683 and encodes 510 amino acids.